AUGGUCCUCCCAAUAGUACUUCUGAAGCUCGCAGACUGGGUUUGGUACCAGCUGUUAGCAAAUUCAUGUCGCAGAGCAGCAAGGAAAGUCAGAAACUAUAAGCCCCCCCAACCUCAACCUCCUUCUUUCCCUAGUAUUGCCAAGUGUGAGAUAACUGGUAGAAAGUCCCAGACACUUGUUUGUGACAUUUUCGGAGGGCUUUUGAGAUCAGACUCUGUGUUUCCUUACUUCAUGUUGGUUGCUUUUGAAGGUGGUAGCAUUAUUAGAGCCUUUCUGUUGUUGCUGUCAUGCUCUUUUUUGUGGGUUUUGGACUAUGAACUCCAAUUAAGGGUCAUGAUUUUCAUAACCUUUUGCGGGCUCAAGAUUAAGCAAAUGGAGAGUGUUGGAAGGGCUGUGUUGCCCAAGUUUUAUCUUGAAAAUCUUAAUCUUCACGCCUAUGAGGCUUUGGCUUCAACUGGGUCUAAGGUGAUUUUCACUAGUGUCCCUAGAGUCAUGGUGGAAGGGUUCCUCAAGGAGUAUUUGGAGGUUGAUGAUGUUAAGGGAACUGAGCUGCUCACUUCUGGGCAUUACUUCACUGGUUUGUUGUCUAAAUCUGGUCUGCUUAUGAAGCACAGAGCUCUGAAGGAACAUUUUGGUGAUAGAAAACCAGAUAUUGGACUCGGAACUUCAAGCCACCAUGAUAAUCUCUUCAUCUCUCUUUGCAAGGAAGCUUAUGUAGUGAACAGGGAUGACAGCAAGAGCAAUUCAAGUAGUUCAUCAGUGUUGCCAAGGCACAGAUACCCCAAGCCCUUAAUAUUCCAUGAUGGAAGGCUAGCUUUCUUACCUAGUCCAUUAGCAACUCUCUCAAUGUUCUUGUGGAUACCAAUUGGAAUAGUCAUAGCCAUAUUCAGAAUCUCAGUGGGUAUCUUCCUUCCCUACAAACUUGCACUCUUCUUAGCCACCUGCACUGGUCUGAAUCUAUCUGUCAAGGGUUUAGACACUUCAACAAAAUCAGACCAUGAAAAUAGAGGAGUCCUCUAUGUAUGUACCCACAGAACACUUCUAGACCCAGUUUUCCUCAGCACAUCUCUUGCCAAGCCCUUGACCGCUGUCACAUACAGCCUAAGCAAAAUGUCGGAGGUCAUAGCCCCGAUUAGGACAGUGAGGUUAACAAGAGACAGGAAGAAAGAUGGAGAAACCAUGAACAAGUUGCUUAGUGAAGGUGACUUGGUGGUGUGUCCUGAGGGUACAACAUGUAGAGAGCCCUAUCUGUUGAGGUUUAGUUCACUGUUUGCUGAAUUGGCUGAUGAGAUUGUGCCUGUGGCUGUCAACACGAAGGUGAGUAUGUUCUAUGGGACUACAGCCAGCGGGCUCAAAUGUCUGGAUCCUAUUUUCUUCUUGAUGAACCCGAGACCUGUGUAUUAUGUUGAAAUAUUAGGCAAGUUACCAAAAGAGCUGACUUGUGCUGGUGGAAAAUCGAGCUGUGAAGUUGCGAAUUAUAUACAGAGGAAGCUGGGUGAUGCUUUGGGGUUUGAGUGUACCACUCUUACAAGGAAGGACAAGUAUUUGAUGCUGGCUGGGAAUGAAGGAAUAGUCAGUGAUAGUAAGAGGAAGAAUUAG
Molecule: messenger RNA, 1599 nt
Organism: Fragaria vesca subsp. vesca
Lineage: Eukaryota; Viridiplantae; Streptophyta; Magnoliopsida; Rosales; Rosaceae
Product: glycerol-3-phosphate acyltransferase 1-like
Exons: 2
Coding region: 1-1599 (532 amino acids)
Biological process (GO): cutin biosynthetic process
Cellular component (GO): membrane
Molecular function (GO): phosphatase activity; glycerol-3-phosphate 2-O-acyltransferase activity
Source: RefSeq, a predicted model, not a curated record